GCAAUAGUUCACAUUAGAAAUCCGGAUCCAUGGGGAAAAAUCCCCUCACCAAGCUCGAAAACUGACCAAAAAAUCUAAACGAGUUGCCACAUGGUUAUGUGACAAACUGCAAACAAAUUUCCCAAAAUUGGGGGAUUUUGAUUUUGGGUGGUUCACUAGAAAUUAUCCAUUUGAGCAUGGAGGUCAGCAUUAGUCUCUGACUUUGCCUGGUUUGGCACGUCACUGCGCCAUCCUUCCCCAUUCCGUGCUCUGAUCGAUAGCCCCUUAUCCUCUCCAAUCUGUAAAACUGGUUUUGCCGAUUUCAGUUUCCCAUAGACUGAGGCUGCUUCGAGGUUUCUCAUGGCGGAUAAUCCAUCGCCCUUUGAUCCUGCUCGUAUUCUUGCUCACAAAUUUCCUGAGACGACAUCCACCUAUACUGAGAGAGAUGUUGCACUCUAUGCUCUGGGUAUUGGAGUGUGUUGUCAGGAAGCUGUGGAUGCUGAUGAGCUGAAAUAUGUUUACAAUGAAAAUGGUCAAGAAUACAUCAAGGUUCUGCCAACAUUUUCUGCUUUAUUUAUCCAUGAUACUAUGAGAACGGGUCUGAGCUUGCCUGGAUUGUCGUUUGACCCAAAGCUCGCUCUUCAUGGUCAGCAAUACAUUGAAUUGUACAAGCCACUGCCAUCAAGCGGAUAUUUGGAGAAUAAAGUCUCUCUUGCUGGGCUGCAUGACAAAGGAAAAGCAGCUAUUCUUGAGAUUGCGACAAAAAGUUAUGACAAAAAGUCUGGACAAUUAUUAUGCAUGAAUCGGACAAGUCUCUUUCUGCGAGGUGCCGGCGGAUUCUCAAGUUCUUCUCACCCGUUCUCCUAUACAAACUACCCGAAAGAUCAAGGAUUGGUAGGAAAAAUUCCAAAGACACCGCCUUUUACUGUGUAUGAGGAUUAUACUGGACCAUCUCAGGCAUUACUGUAUAGUUUAUCAGGUGACUAUAAUCCUCUUCAUUCUGAUCCUGUAGUUGCAAAGAUUGCAGGGUUCUCGAAGCCAAUACUUCAUGGAUUGUGUACAUUGGGAUUUGCUGUGCGGGCAGUAAUUAAAUGUGUGUGUAAAGGAGACUUGAGCAAAAUAAAAUGCUUAUUAGGAAAGUUUCUUUUGCACGUGUACCCAGGUGAAAUUUUGGUAACGGAGAUGUGGCUUGAGGGCUCGAGGGUCCUUUAUCAGACAAAGGUAAAGGAGCGAAACCGGGCUGUGUUAUCUGGCUACGUGGAUCUUCAUCAUGUAGCUUCGUCUCUGUAAAUUUAUUAUGAAGGUACCUUCAUAUAUAAUAUGUUGGAAAUGAAUAAGUUGACCUCUGAUCAUUCUGCUUCUUUAGGGUAAUUCAUAUGACUAAGCUCCCUAGUAAAUCACACGACUGUACCUUAUUUGUUUUGGAAUGUUUCCCUUUCUUCUUGGCAGAAUAAAGAUCUCAAACGUAUGUGGGUAAUGCAGUGAAUGGAAUUCAUAAAUUUGCUUGU
This is a messenger RNA of Benincasa hispida (wax gourd), 1487 nucleotides long. RefSeq names its product enoyl-CoA hydratase 2 (gene ECH2). Lineage: Eukaryota; Viridiplantae; Streptophyta; Magnoliopsida; Cucurbitales; Cucurbitaceae. Gene Ontology annotation, cellular component: peroxisome. Gene Ontology annotation, molecular function: enoyl-CoA hydratase activity; (3S)-3-hydroxyacyl-CoA dehydrogenase (NAD+) activity; 17-beta-hydroxysteroid dehydrogenase (NAD+) activity. Gene Ontology annotation, biological process: fatty acid beta-oxidation. The record is from RefSeq and is a predicted model, not a curated record.